This is a messenger RNA of Momordica charantia (bitter melon), 2122 nucleotides long. Its product is annotated as S-adenosyl-L-methionine-dependent methyltransferases superfamily protein. Gene Ontology annotation, cellular component: cytoplasm. Lineage: Eukaryota; Viridiplantae; Streptophyta; Magnoliopsida; Cucurbitales; Cucurbitaceae. Gene Ontology annotation, molecular function: tRNA (guanine(37)-N1)-methyltransferase activity. The record is from RefSeq and is a predicted model, not a curated record. Gene Ontology annotation, biological process: tRNA N1-guanine methylation.
ACCCUAGUCCUGUCACCGCCGGUGUUCACUCAGUCGCCGGCGACUGGUUCUCGUUAUCAGUCUUCCACUAAUUCUAAUGAACUUCGCGCAUGAUUUUUAAUACUUCGCAGUGAAAAUUUUCGAGCCGUUUCAUCUUUUUUUUUUUUUUCAAUCUUUUAUUGCCUGGGCUGUGAUAAUUAUUUUCUUCUGAGUUGAAUUUUUUAUUCAGCUUGUUGUAAUUUUUGUUCUGUUAUCGAAUAUUGAGGAUAAUCGAACUUUUAAAUCGACCAAUGUUGGACGAAAGCAAAUUCGAUGUGCAUUUGAAGCUCUGGGCGCUGCGAAUUCCCAGGGAACUUUGCAAAGCCGCCAUUAAAAUACUGAACGGGUACUUAAUUGAUAGGGCCCGUGUCAAACCCGUGACAGAAGAUCCAACAUGUGAUAAGAAUCGUUAUGUUAUAUUAUCUGAAAAAGUUCAAGCUCCUGAGUUAUCUCAAAUUCCAGAGGCCAAGCUUGAAGAAUUGAAAGGUUUAUGCGAGAUUGAACUAGUUCCCUAUUCACUAACUCUUGGAUAUUCUUAUUGGGGAGCAGAUCAUAUACUGAAGCAGAUUCUGCCUCCUAGAGUGGAAGUGCCUUCAUCUUUUGAAACAAUAGGUCACAUUGCUCACCUGAAUAUACAUGAUGAAUUGCUUCCUUAUAAGGAUGUCAUUGCGAAGGUUAUUUAUGAUAAAAAUUAUCCGAGAAUUAAAACAGUGGUAAAUAAAGUGGGGACCAUAACAAACAAGUUUCGGGUUCCAAAGUUUGAAAUUCUGAUGGGAGAGCAUGAUAUGGUAACAGAAGUGAAGCAAUAUGGAGCAACUUUUAAGCUUGACUAUGGUUUGGUCUACUGGAACUCAAGAUUGGAACAUGAACACGUACGGCUGGUUUCAUUGUUUCAACCAGGAGAGAUCAUUUGUGACAUGUUUGCCGGUAUUGGUCCUUUUGCUAUUCCAGCUGCUCAGAAAGAAUGUAUAGUAUAUGGCAAUGACUUGAAUCCGGACAGUGUUCAAUAUCUGAAGGUUAAUGCAGAAAUCAAUAAAGUUAGUGAUCGUGUUCAUGUAUAUAAUUUGGAUGCUAGGAAGUUCAUCUCUCAAUUGAUGAUAGUUCCGGAUAAUGAAAGUAAUUCAGAAUCUGUCACCUCAGUACUAAAAGCUUGCGAUAAAGGCAUUGGAGGGUCCAAUCAAGAAUCACCAUCGGCAAAUGUUCAGGUGGAAGAAGUCCAAGAAAAUAGUAAAAUUAGUGAUGAAACUGUAGAACAUUCAAGGAGUGCCGAUAUAUCCGUUUCUGUUCUUAAAAGAUCCUCAGAAAGUUGUGAGAAAGACGAUGGAAUUGUUGAUGAUGCUUCCAUCUCUGUAGCUGGUAGGAAAAAAAGAAACGCUAACAAGAGGAUGAAGGGGUCCAAUAUAUGUCAUGCUAGGACAUGGGAGCAUGUUGAUCAUGUGAUUAUGAACCUCCCUGCCUCUGCUUUACAAUUUCUCGAUGCAUUUAGGGGCUCAAUUCGGAGGAAGUACUGGAAGGGCUCCCUUCCUUGGAUUCACUGCUAUUGCUUCAUGCGAGCAAAUGAGAAUCAAGAUUUUAUCAUUUCGGAGGCUGAGUCUGCCUUGAAUGGUAAAAUACAAGACCCAGUUUUUCAUAGGGUCAGAGAUGUUGCACCAAACAAGGCGAUGUAUUGUUUAAGCUUUAGGCUCCCAGAACAAUGCUUCAACGAGACAUGACUAGCUGAGUCAAGUAAAACGAUAUCUGUUGCAGCGGUUCUUACUGAGCAAAACCUAAUUUUUCCAAUUCGUUCAUGCAGAGUUUUCUUAGUUCUGACAUUGUAAUUCAUAGUCGUUCGUGAGAUGUACAAGCUAGCUAUAUGAUACAGUAGGUCUGCUUCUAGGUGUCUCGGUUUUACUGUUGAGAUUGGUGUUUGGCUGUGAAAUAUGCUUGGAAAAUCUCCCAGAUUGGCUUGGUACAAUUCAUUAGUGAUCACUUGAUUUUGUAGAAAAAGCAAUGUCUAAUGCCAUAAGCUGUAACAAUAUGCCCCUUAAAAUGUGUAGCAUGUGCCAUGAUGAAGAGAAUCUCUAGUCUUAUUUUGCAAAAAGUGCUUUUCCAUUCUUCUUUAGUA